AUGAUGUUAUCUGCACGAGAAGUCUCUGGGCCUGAACAAACCGGCGGGCCCCGGCGGAGAGAAUCCGAGAAAACACGAUGGAACAAUCACGCCCCUGUCGACAAGGAUAAUUACAAGAGGGGUACAAUCGUGAACUUCCCUCAUGUAGUCCUUUGCGAAGCGAAUGACCCCAAUGCUGUCCAGACGCAGUUUGGCUGGUUUUGUUUCAAAACGAGAUACGGUAUCGUUAUCGACAACACCACCGAGCUUGAGGUCCUGAAGCUCGGCACUUCCGGAGGACGCGGACCGUUAUCGAAGCCCAUACAAGUCCGCGUGGAUUGCUUCGGUCUCAAGAAAGCAGAAGAUGCAGAAUACUACUGCUGGGACGAAGAGCUGGGCAGUAAGGUCGCGUGCACCCCAGAAAAAGGCGUCUAUGACAUAGAAAUAGGUUGCCCAUACCAACCCAAGACGGGCGCCUUUGGAAAUGUCUUAGACGUUAUUCCCCUCCCACAUGACUCCCGUAUCGAAGUGCGCGGAGAGAUUAGGGAAGACGUCCUCAACGCGAUUCUUAAGAAGCGCAAUCGAAGGCUUCUACAGAAACAAAGCAGGAGCACCCCCAAAGACAUGUGGAUUGAGGAAUUGGAGGCACGUCUGAACAAGGACAAGCAUGCUCAGCAAGAUGCAGAUGACAAGGCCCGCCCAGAGCAGAUGAAGCAAGAUCAGCAGUCCAGUCGAAAUCGCCAACAGAGUGCUCAACUCCAGGCCUACAAGGACGAAGUGUUCAUGGAGUCUCUCGGCGCCGAGCUCCUGACAGUGACACUACGAUGA
Alternaria conjuncta is the source of this 807-nucleotide messenger RNA. RefSeq lists its product as uncharacterized. Bases 1 to 807 code for a protein of 268 amino acids. The transcript is spliced from 2 exons. The record is from RefSeq and is a predicted model, not a curated record. NCBI's taxonomy places the organism in Eukaryota, Fungi, Ascomycota, Dothideomycetes, Pleosporales, Pleosporaceae.